Messenger RNA from Punica granatum (pomegranate), 933 nucleotides. The record is from RefSeq and is a predicted model, not a curated record. NCBI's taxonomy places the organism in Eukaryota, Viridiplantae, Streptophyta, Magnoliopsida, Myrtales, Lythraceae.
AUGGUCAUCUCCAGCGAUGAAGAGGAAGGCUAUAUUUCAGAAGAGUUAGUAGACAAGUGUAUCUCUGAUGAUGACAAGAGUGAAGAGGAGUUGAGAAAGUACCCCGAGUUUGAUGAGAAUGCCACAUUUGGGGAGGUUCAAUUACAGUUACACAUGUUAUUCCCGAACUUAAUUAUGUUCAAGAAAGCUGUGACAUAUUAUAAUAUAUCAAUAGGAAGGGUAUUCAAGUUUGUGAAGAAUGACAACGAAAGGGUUAGGGCAAAGUGUAGAUCGGAAGGGUGCAAAUGGGAGAUCUUCUGUUUUUGGAGUAAUGUGGUGAAAACUUUCAAAGUAAAGAAGUUCGUGGAGCCACAUACUUGUGCUAGGGGGUUCAAAAACAAGCAAGCUAAUAAGAAGUGGUUGGCUACUCAACUAGUUGAUGAAUUAAGAUCAUACCCGACGAUGUCAGCACAUGAUACUUUUGAGUGGUUUAAAAGGUAUAGAGGUAUUCAUGUAGAUGACUAUAAGAUAUACAGAGCAAUGAGGUUGGCCAAAACAAUUGUAGAGGGAUUUGAGAAGUUGCACUAUCAUAAAUUGUGGGACUACUGUGAGGAACUUAGGAGGCGGAAUUCUAAUUCUACAUUUGGUUUGCAAGGGUAUUACGGAGGACAAUUACUGUCUGCUGUUGCUCAAGAUGACAAUCAACAUUUCUAUGUGAUUGCAGUAGCUGUUGUUGAGCAAGAAAGCAGGGAUACAUGGAGUUGGUUUUUGACAAAUUUGCUUGGGGAUAUUGGACAGUACAGUGACAAUGGUUGGAACUUUAUAUCAAAUCAACAGAAGGGUUUGAAAUUGGCUUUAGAGGAAUUAUGUCCUGGUGCUCCACAUAGGAAUUGUGUAUUGCACAUAUGGAGGAACUUCUACAGCAAGUACAAGAACAUGGACCUAACCAAGUAA